CGCGCGCCAGGUGCCCCGGCUAUGGAGCAUAAACAAGAGGGGUCGGGAUGAGGCGGCGGUUGAUGCCCGAGCAGCGAGUGGGGGCGAGCGAGGCGGCGAGCGGGGCUCGGCGCCGACCCUGAGCUCACCCGACCUGCCCACCCGCGCGCGAGCCCAGGGUCGGGCCCACUAGCCGCGCGCCCACCAUGAACCUGGCGAGUCAGAGCGGCGAGGCCGGCGCCAGCCAGCUGCUCUUCGCCAACUUCAACCAGGACGUCACGUCUCUAGCUGUUGGUAGUAAAUCCGGUUAUAAGUUUUUCUCCCUUUCUUCUGUGGAUAAACUGGAACAGAUCUAUGAAUGCACUGACACUGAAGACGUGUGCAUCGUGGAAAGGUUGUUCUCCAGCAGCUUAGUGGCCAUCGUGAGCCUCAAAGCUCCCAGGAAGCUCAAAGUCUGCCACUUUAAGAAGGGCACCGAGAUCUGCAACUACAGCUAUUCCAACACCAUCCUGGCUGUGAGGCUGAACCGGCAGAGGCUGAUAGUGUGCCUGGAGGAGUCCCUGUACAUACACAACAUCCGGGACAUGAAGGUGCUGCACACCAUCCGGGAGACGCCCCCGAACCCCGCGGGCCUGUGCGCCCUGUCCAUCAGCAACGAGCACUGCUACCUGGCGUACCCCGGCAGCGCCACCAUCGGGGAGGUGCAGGUCUUCGACACCAUCAACCUGAGAGCUGCCAACAUGAUCCCGGCCCACGACAGCCCGUUAGCCGCGCUGGCCUUUGAUGCCAGUGGAACCAAGCUCGCCACUGCUUCCGAGAAGGGGACCGUGAUUAGGGUGUUUUCCAUUCCAGAGGGACAAAAACUCUUUGAGUUCCGGAGAGGAGUGAAGAGGUGUGUGAGCAUCUGCUCGCUGGCCUUCAGCAUGGAUGGCAUGUUCCUGUCCGCGUCCAGCAACACUGAGACUGUGCACAUCUUCAAACUCGAGACUGUGAAAGAAAAACCUCAGGAGGAGCCCACCACCUGGACGGGGUACUUCGGGAAGGUGCUCAUGGCAUCUACCAGCUACCUGCCCUCCCAAGUGACAGAAAUGUUCAACCAGGGCAGAGCCUUCGCCACGGUCCGCCUGCCUUUCUGUGGCCACAAGAACAUCUGUGCGCUGGCCACAAUCCAGAAGAUUCCCCGGUUGCUGGUGGGAGCGUCCGAUGGGUACUUAUACAUGUACAACCUGGACCCCCAGGAGGGAGGCGAGUGCACCUUGAUGAAGCAGCACAAGUUGGAUGGCAGCGGGGAGACAACCAACGAGAUCCUGGACUCCACAUCCCAUGACUGCCCCCUGGUGACUCAGGCCCACAGCACGGCCGCGGCCAAAGGUGCUCACGUGCCUUCGUCUCCCACGACACUCGCCUAUGCGGACGAGCUGGGCGCGGCGGGCGGCGUGUGUCUGGAGGAUGAAGCCAGCGCCCUGCGGCUGGAGGAGGACAGUGAGCAUCCUCCAAUGAUUCUGCGGACGGACUGAGCUCCACCUGUGAACUCUUUCGACCCCUGAGGCAGAGAACACUGGCUUGACAGAGGACUUCAAGUGAUGCUGCUAUGAACUUUGACCCGAGCUGGGGGAGAGGAUGGCAGAGACUUGAAAAGAAAAAAAAAAAAGAUUGUAGCUGUAGCCUCAUUCCAUACUGUUGAGAAAUACAUUGUUUUCACUUCAGUGGCUUUUAAUUCUGCUUAUGAAUUUUAGCUUUCUGUUUGUUUUCUUUUUUUGCCAAAAUUAACUGUUUGGUGAAGCCCUGAAAUCUUGCUUUGCAUGUGUCCGUGUGCCAAGCCAGCACAGGGGCCUAGAAGCCACUUCAUGACACACUGCAGUCAUUUGGUUUUUUAAAUCUAUGUGUAAUGAGGAGCGGCACGAGCAGGCGGCGGCACACGGCGCGGGGCUGGUUCUGCCCGGGCGGGGCCGGGCGUCGGCCAGGGGUGGGGAGCCUCUCUCCCUGGAGCCCAUCUGGGACCAUUUCCCCAUCUUAUUUUGUUAAUUAAAUUCUUUCCAAAUUGGA
This is a messenger RNA of Camelus dromedarius (Arabian camel), 2025 nucleotides long. It is a transcript of the gene WIPI2, whose product is annotated as WD repeat domain, phosphoinositide interacting 2. The transcript has 12 exons. Gene Ontology annotation, molecular function: phosphatidylinositol-3,5-bisphosphate binding; phosphatidylinositol-3-phosphate binding; protein binding. Lineage: Eukaryota; Metazoa; Chordata; Mammalia; Artiodactyla; Camelidae. The record is from RefSeq and is a predicted model, not a curated record. Gene Ontology annotation, cellular component: extrinsic component of membrane; phagophore assembly site membrane; cytosol. Bases 186 to 1496 code for a protein of 436 amino acids. Gene Ontology annotation, biological process: nucleophagy; protein lipidation; protein localization to phagophore assembly site.